UGAAACCAACACAAAUUACUUAAAAACACACAAGAAGCUAAUAGAGAGAGAGAGAGAGAGAGAAAGCAACAAAUCAAGGCGUAUAUUAAGCUGUUUCUUGGGAAUCUGUGAGGCCGUUUCAUCUCAUUUCCCCUCGCUCUCAUAUUCAUUUUUCGACCCAGACAAAGAAAGAUAGCGAAAUUUUUAAUCAGUCCUCUCUUUUGCUCUGUAGAAGUUGAUUUUCCGGCGGUAAUUGUGACGGCAGGAGGUUUUGACCUCGCUGUUAUUGGGGGUUUCUCUGUUUAUUUUUGCUGGGUUUGUUGUUCGGAGCAGUUGUUUGCGUUUUAUUAUGUUGUAAUAGAGGUGAUUUGGGUUGGUGUUGAGCGGGUGGAGUUUGAUGCAUUGUUUAUUCUACAUCUGUUCUUGUGCGAGCUCGGUUUGAGGAUUUCAAGAUUAGCUUUUUUGUUGAAAGGAGGUGUGGUGUUGGUAUAGUCAUGGCAAACAGGGGUUCAUUUUCUCAGACGCAGCAGUUUUGCAGUUUCUCAUCUGAAGGGAGUGGAGGAAAGGAUGCGUUGUAUGGAGAAUUAUGGAAGGCUUGUGCAGGUCCUCUGGUGGAUGUUCCUAAGAAAGGAGAAAGAGUUUACUAUUUCCCACAAGGUCACAUGGAACAAUUGGAGGCAUCUACAAAUCAGGAACUGAAUCAGAGUAUACAAAUGUUUAAUCUGCCCCCGAAGAUCCUUUGUCGUGUUUUCAACAUUCUGCUACUGGCUGAACAAGACACAGAUGAAGUUUAUGCACAAAUUACUUUGAUGCCGGAAGCAGAUCAAACUGAGCCAAGAAGUCUGGAUAGUAAUCCUGAUGAGCCUCCUAGACCUGCAGUUCACUCAUUCUGCAAGGUUUUGACAGCCUCUGAUACAAGUACGCAUGGUGGAUUCUCUGUUCUUCGAAGACACGCAAAUGAGUGCCUUCCUCCCUUGGAUAUGACCCAACAGACACCAACACAGGAACUAAUAGCGAAGGAUCUACAUGGAACUGAAUGGCAUUUUAAGCAUAUAUUUAGAGGUCAACCUCGGAGGCAUUUGCUUACAACAGGAUGGAGUACAUUUGUUACUUCCAAGAGAUUAGUUGCUGGGGAUUCUUUUGUAUUCCUAAGGGGAGAGAACGGGGAACUACGUGUCGGGGUGAGGCGCCAUGCUCGUCAACAAAGUUCCAUGCCAUCGUCAGUGAUUUCAAGUCAGAGCAUGCACCUGGGAGUGCUUGCAACUGCAUCUCAUGCGGUUAUAACGAAUACCAUGUUUGUUGUUUACUACAAGCCAAGAACAAGUCAGUUCAUCAUAGGCCUGAACAAAUAUCUAGAAGCUAUGGACCAUGAAUUUGGAAUCGGUAUGAGAUUCAAAAUGCGCUUUGAGGGGGAGGAUUCUCCCGAGCGGAGGUUUUCAGGUACAAUUGUUGGGGUUGAGGAUAUUUCUCCUCACUGGAAAGAAUCUAAAUGGAGAUCGUUGAAGGUUCAAUGGGAUGAACCUGCAUCCAUUCCAAGACCCGAGAGAGUUUCUCCGUGGGAGAUAGAGCCAUUUGUCGCAUCAGUCCCCACGGCCCUGGUUCAGCCACCGACGAUAAAGCAUCAUAAAAGGCCCCGAUCACAUGUUGAAAUGCCAGUUCCUGAAACUUUGACUUCAACUGCAUCACCUGCCUGGAAUCUGACUCACGAGUCCCAUCAAAUAAAUCGUGGUUUUGAAGGACAAAGGAGCAACAUUAUGGCUAAUUCACACACUAAGCAAGAUGUUACAGUUGCAGUUAUGAAACACUCCAGCAACAAUGCAUCAAGCACUCAUAUAAACGGAGGCCGGCAAUCUUCGGCCUGUGUAAAUGCUUCUCCAAAUAUGAUUGCUGAAGAAACAGAAGAGAAUAAAAGCGCUUCAGCUUGGUCUGUCGUUUCAAACUAUUCAUCUCCGAGCUCAGGAAAGCAAGGCAAUAGCCCGUCAUCUUGCCUGAAUAAUGGAAUGAAACCCGAUACUGUUGCAUCAUGCAGAUUGUUUGGGUUCGAUUUGAGAUGUCCUUCAGUAAGGACUCUUUGUGAAAAUUCUCCUUUAAAAUCUGUUGAUGUACCAAAUGAUGCUGGUGAAGUCCCGAGUACUGUGUCCUCAGGUGACUCGGACCAGAAAUCCGCAGUUUCUAAGGACUGUAGAGACUCAAAGCAAGACCAGUUGCAAGCACCAACUAAGGAGGUUCAGAGCAGACACAGCAACUCCUCCAGAAGUCGCACCAAGGUGCAAAUGCAAGGUGUUGCAGUCGGACGAGCAGUAGACUUGACGAUAUUGAAGGGAUAUGAUGAUCUUAUAACAGAACUUGAAGAGAUGUUCGAGAUUAAGGGGGAGCUUCGGCCUCGAAAUAAAUGGGAAAUCGUGUUUACAGAUGAUGAAGGGGACAUGAUGCUCAUGGGCGACGAUCCAUGGCCAGAAUUUUGCAACAUGGUUCGAAGGAUAUUCAUUUGUUCGAGCCAAGAUGUGAAGAAAAUGAAAGGAGGCAAGCUCCCUUUACCGACUGCAGAAUGUGAAGGAACUGGCAUUAACUUGGAAAAUCUUGCAGAUUGAGAUCGAGAUCAAGAUCGCCGUUUCUCUCCAUUCCCUUUAUCCUUUCACUUCUUUGGUGUGUCUUCUUUUCAAAGAAACGAGCCAGUUUUGUGAUGCAGAACCAGUGCAUGGAAAUGUUGUUUGGUCGGUGGAGUGGCUUUAUUAUCCUUUGAUUUACAAAAGGAUGCUGGCGGACGAAUGGAGUGAUCCGGGCCGGACAAACAGGUUGAUCCGACCAACUAUCACAACAACUAGCUUAGUUUGGUGGCUUGAUUUAGUGUAUCUUUUGACUCCUCUGUAUAACAAGACUGGAAAUGAGAUCAGGGUCAAGUUAAUGGAGUAGGCUUAGAAUCUGUGAAUAGUAGGAGCUUGUUUGUGGUGAACAUAGAUGAGAACAAAUCAUUCUCAUCCGCUGUAUAUAGCAUCCAUGUUGACUUCUAGUUAAAUUGGAGGGCUUUUCUUGUUUAUGUGAAAUGUGACUGAUUUCAAAGAAAAA
Sesamum indicum (sesame) is the source of this 3045-nucleotide messenger RNA. RefSeq names its product auxin response factor 9 (gene ARF9). The record is from RefSeq and is a predicted model, not a curated record. Gene Ontology annotation, molecular function: DNA binding. NCBI's taxonomy places the organism in Eukaryota, Viridiplantae, Streptophyta, Magnoliopsida, Lamiales, Pedaliaceae. Gene Ontology annotation, cellular component: nucleus. Gene Ontology annotation, biological process: response to hormone; regulation of DNA-templated transcription.